Myripristis murdjan (pinecone soldierfish) is the source of this 4443-nucleotide messenger RNA. RefSeq names its product zinc finger protein 518B (gene znf518b). The transcript is spliced from 2 exons. Bases 276 to 2795 code for a protein of 839 amino acids. Lineage: Eukaryota; Metazoa; Chordata; Actinopteri; Holocentriformes; Holocentridae. The record is from RefSeq and is a predicted model, not a curated record.
ACGCAGCUAAAGCGGGAUAGCUCCGCUUGGCCAUGUCAAUAAGCGUUGUCUGUGAGUCUACAUCAAGAAUUGUCACAUUCAUUCAAUUGAGAAAAAUGUAAAUUGUCAAGACGCUGAUGUACAACACUCCGUUCGGCAGGGUGAAGCAAGCCCAACACUCAGUCCACUGGCCUGUGCCUCGCUUUUAAAGGAUUAACUCAGGACAUCAGAUGGAAACGGAUAUUUACUUCAGUAAAUAACAGCAGCUGGAGGUCCUUUGGAGCUAACCGCUUAACAUGAAGCCAGUCAGCUAUCAAAGAAUGGCGUCCUCUCUGAAUGGUGGACAAAAAGAUGUAGGUUUGGAUUGCCUAUUAAGCACCUCAAAAGUUAUGUACUGUGAGAAAUGUGGAUUUGUCUCUGCAGACUCUACAGUGUUCAAGAAGCACAUGCUGGAGCACAUGGGAACAAGAUUUUACUGUUUUUAUUGUAACAAUGUCUCAUACAGUGAAGCGGAAUUACAUGUUCACCUAAAACAGCACACUGCAAAGUAUCCAUACAAAUGCCAUUACUGUGGACAGGUGUACAUGAGGAGGCAGUGCCUUGUGAAGCAUAUUGAGCGUUUGCAUGGCAAAUCAGUUGAUCAAAGACUCAGUAAGCCCGACACACACGCCCCUGUGUCCAGUGUCUUACCAAGAGUGCUUACUACUGAUGUGUCUCCAGUGAGGCCAACAGUUAAGGUCAGAGUGCCAACUACCAUUACACCUCAAGUCAGACUGGAUGAAGACCUACAGAGGGGUAAAGCAGUUGACACAAAUGCAACCAGUGUCCCCAAAGUUGCAGAACUGUUGUCCCCUCUACAUGAACUCAUUCAGCACAAUAGGGCUCUCACUGUUUCACUCCCAGAGGAAGUGACAAUCCCUGCCGGCUGCUUGGUUGAACUUGUUGAGGUGAAAACUGUAAAUGGGACAAAGGAACUAAAGCUGAGACUUGUCUCUCAACAAGAAAAUGGGUCUGUGAUAAAAGACAGCAGGACCACAGGCUCACAAAACACAACACUAGGAAAGCCAUCAGCAGCUGCAUUAAACAGUCCAAAUACAGUGAAGCCUCCAAAUAUGGGGGUGUGUACAGUAAACAGGAAACAGUGUGAAAUAAAGAGUCCGAAUGUGCAUCGUCCUGUAGUUCCAGUCAGUGUUGCUAGAAACAUCCCAAAUCAAAUAAGCAAAGACAAACGUGGAAUCAAAAGAACAUUACAAGAAAUGAUGAACCUCAAUGUGGAAUCUCCAGCUGUUGUUCCCACUAAAGUGUCCAAAACCAUGCAAAAUCCAGCCAGAGAAGGAAAUUGUGUAAUCAAAAAUCUUCAGAGAGAAAUGGUGAGUGUGCAUGUGGCACCUCCCACAAAUGUCCUCACCAAGACCACCAAUACGUUGACAAACAUGCUGAAUCCAGAAAACUUGGGAACGGGUGUAUCCCAGAGAACGCUGAAUGAGAAAAAGAAUUUGCUUCCAGAGCAUCUCAAGAGUAUCCCACCUCGAAUGGUGCAUGACGUGAAACGCGCUCCUCAAGAUUUGCAAGUGGCCGUGAAAGAAGAACCAUGUUACAUCACCUCCAAGAACAGCACUACUGCAAACAUAAAGGAAGAGAGAGUGGGACAGAAUCAACAGAGUCUCAUGUCAGCCUGCAUUUCCUUGAGUGUUCCCUUAGCUGCACAUAACCAAGAGACAUCUUCAACACUUUUAGACAGAAAGGUUAAUGCCACUACAGAUCCAUCCUGUCUGUUGUUGGACACUGCAUGCAGGACUUCAGUUGAUUCCUCAUUAACCAAACAACCUAGGGAGGAUGGAGGCUCUACUCUCACAGACUCAAAGGCCUCCCCUUGGGCUCAGUCAGGGAGGUGCAAUGAGAAGCCGUUUGAAGGAGACACAUCAGAACCUGAGGGUUUUCCUGUCAUCUCAUCUGUUUUUUCAUUAAGCCAACAACCAGAGGAUGUCCAAGGCUCCAUUCAACCACUGGUAUUGGCUUUGCGUGGCAUAGUGAUGAGUAAAAAUAACUGUUCUGUCAAGAUGACUUCCGAUCCUAUCAAGACACCGGAUGUAAUCACACGACACGCUGAGGAGACGCCAACAUCAGGGCACUCACAGGUGAUCGCAACAGCUGUUUCUUCAAACCACAACCAAUUAUUGGCACCCGCAGAGACUGUGAAAACUGAAGAAGCAGAUAAGCACUCACAAACACUCCUUGGGAGUUGUGUCACGAUCAAGGAAGAAACAAAUGGUACUACUCCCAAAGACAAUAAUAAGUGCAAUCAAAGUGUUACUCCAAAAUCCCAGCCCUCAACAGACGAGCAAGAAGCUGCUGGGAUUGCCUCAUGCGCAGAUGCAUCUGUGACUGAAAGCCCUGUGCAACGAGUUUCAGAUGUGGCAGCAAAUGAGCAGGAUAUCUCCUCAAGAUUCCUAACCGUUACUUUGAAAAGGAUACAGUUAGGCUCAUGGAGACAUAGCAAGAAAAGACUGAAACUAAAAAAGGCUUCCAAAGCAAAGACUCAAGUACCCACAGGCAGUCUAAUGGACAGUGCAGUUUUUCACCCACUGCCAUUGAAAGAGGACCAGCUGGUGAAACGACCAGGCCCAAACCAACCUGUGGUGGUGCUUAAUCAUCCCAAACCCCAGGUUCCAAAAAGAGGAGAAGGUACAACUACUUUUGCUGACACAGGAACCUCUGAGGUCGUUCCAAAGUGCCAAAUUUUGAAGAUGAGGUUGAGCAAAGUCAUGGGGCAGAAAUAUGAAGUGAUGGGGUGCACCGUACGGUUCUAUCCCUGAGUUGAUUAGACAAUGUGUCAACAGACAUGAAAAGUGUAAAAUUACAUGGAAAUGACAAGUAUUAUGAUGGAAAGAUGCAGACAUUAGAGAAAAACAAAACAGCUCAGUUAUUUCUGUGUGGGAGCAUUUGAGAAUGACUGGACGUUAAGUUAGCUAUUGUCUGUAUCGGCAUGGUAAGCAUUUCAUGUGCAAUGCAGUCUUACUGCCUUCAGAGAUGGACUGUGGAUCACCUGUAGUAGUUAGCAGUCACCUGAACAUAGACAUUAAAUACUCUUAGUUUCAGAGACAAGUGUUAAUGUAAGGCUGAAACAUCAUCUUGGAUCAUUGCAUGUGUUGAGUAUGCUAUAUGCCCUUUUGCAAAUGUACAGUUUGCUUGCUCCUGGAAAAGCGAGCUCAUUUCACGUGAGGAUGCAAAAUGGAUUAAGUAAGAGCAACCCGAUGUGCAUCAUUGCUAUCAUAGAAAAACGUGCAGGAAAAACUGCAAUCUUAAACGUUUUUUACUUGAAAUAAUUACCAUCUAUGUGUUCAGUGACUGUCAGGACCCCUUGAAAACUGUUAAAAUCUCAUUGUAUAUUUUCAAAAAACCAUGAACAUCAAAGAGGAUAUUCCCGGACAAACAAACCUACAUUUUACAGAACCACAUUCCUUGUCUUACGCAGCAUUAUGAUACUUGUUUAAAAUAUAAAAAUGAAGUAUGAGGUGCUAGGCCUGUGAUGAAAGUAUUGGUUGCCCACAGCUAUAUCCCUGAGUUACUGUAUAUAUUACUCUAAAUAGAAAAUGUGAUGACUGGUGUUCAUUCUUUGUCUAUUAAUAUGGAAUAGCAACAUUACAUCACCUCUUCUGCAACAUUUAUGUUGUGCAUUACUUUUUAAAAUGGUAAUCAUAGAUUGCCAGUUGUCUGAAGCUGCCGUGCAGUCAUCAGUCUCCGUUGUACGCAAUAUAAUUCUUUAGUGUUUGAUAAUUUACUCUGAAUGUUUAACUCGGCCUUUCCAUCAUUCCUCAUUUGUGUGAGAAGUUUUUAAUGUAUUUUCAGUGUUCAUUAUCACAGCAACACAUGCUUUCAUAUAUGUGACUGUAACUUUUCAUACUUUUUGUAUUUUUUUUUUAUUUUAUUAAAACUAACUAAACAUCACAAUUUCUGUAACCAGUUAACCCUUGCCCGACGGACUUGCAUUACCUGAGAUAUUCAUGAACAUAACACAGCCUCUGUCAAGGCGAGAUCACAGAUUCUGAGAUUCCUGUGCCUGACAGAGGAGCAAUAGCGCCUGUUGAAAUGAGAUUCCCCAGAGAAGAGAUAGAAAAAGCUCUUCGCUAGGGAAAAAGAUGUUAAAGCGGCUCUGAUCAUGGUAUUGAGGGACAGCGAUUACGCAGUUAGAUGAGUUGUUAUUGUUUGGCAGUGUGAGUGACACGGAGCCCUGUUCUUUACGGAGAACCCCUAGGUUGAAUCUGGCACUGUGAAACAGGCAGAUUUAAUUUCCUCAUGGUCACCGGCCCAUUUCUUGUGGAAACCAGGAGAAUAUUAUCUGGGAACUUUUAAGGGUCCCUUGUUGAUGGGAUGAAAAGGCUAAGGGGAUUUGGACUUCAUAAAGCAAGAGUUUACUAUUGUGUCCUGUAACUUUUGUGUGUUGAAAAUAAACCCCCAUAAAAC